Messenger RNA from Epinephelus moara (kelp grouper), 4067 nucleotides. RefSeq names its product family with sequence similarity 83 member Fa (gene sack1fa). Bases 77 to 1693 code for a protein of 538 amino acids. The record is from RefSeq and is a predicted model, not a curated record. NCBI's taxonomy places the organism in Eukaryota, Metazoa, Chordata, Actinopteri, Perciformes, Serranidae. The transcript has 5 exons.
UGAGAGACUCACCUGAGCACCUACCUACCUGUCCGCACAGGUAGCGUCGCAGCGUCGGAGAGCAGCGGAUCAGGAGAUGGCAGAGUCUCAGCUGAUGUGCAUGGACGAUGAGCACGUUAACGAAAAGAUCCCGGAGACCAAACCGGAGUUUUACUACAGCGAGGAGCAGCGCGCGGCUCUGGAGCAGCUCCUGAAGAACGGGGACGGUGCGUUCAAGAUGCGUCUCAAAGAGGACAACAUCAAGGAUUUCCUCUCCGCCAAGGAGGUCAUGUGCAUCCGAAAAACCUUUCAGGAGUACGACACGGACAGUGACGGUGAGUCCGGAGAGCAUGAGAAGUCCAAGGAGUCUUCCAGCGCGGACUCCGGGGUCCACUCCACCUACUGGCCCCAGAUGUCCGACACUGAGGUCCCGUCUCUGGACAUCGGCUGGCCCGGCAGCAGCGGCGUCUACAAGGGGGUGACCCGGGUGUCCGUGUACUCGCACCCACCCAAGGAGCCCGGGCCUCACAUCAAGGAGGUGGUGAGGAGGCUCAUACAGGAGGCACACAAGGUGGUGGCUAUAGUCAUGGACCUCCUGACAGACCUGCAGAUCCUCCAGGACCUGCUGGAUGCCUCGUCGCGGCGCGGGGUGGCUGUCUACACUUUGCUGGAGGCCAGGGGAGUGCCCCACUUCCUGGAUAUGUGCACUCGUCUGCAGAUUAAUGCGGUGCAUCUGCGGAAUCUCCGUGUGCGGAUGGUGAGAGGUUCAGGGCUGGCCCUGUCGUUUGGAAAGCUGCCCGGGUCCCUGUGCUCCAAAUACAUGCUGGUGGAUGGAGAGAAAGUCAUGUUCGGGUCUUACAGCUUCACCUGGAGUUCCUCCCGGAUGGACAGGAACACAAUCACCGUGAUGACAGGACAAAUUGUUGACUCCUUCGACAAUGACUUCAGGGAGUUGUACGCCAUUUCUGAGCAGGUGGACCUCUACAAGGAGUUCAACAUCACCAAGCCGCCUAUUGCUACGCCCAUUAGGAAGCCAAAGGUGGAGAAAAUCCAGCCUCUGCCCAUCUCCACGUCUCGUUUUCAAGUAUCUGUCGGGGACUCCAGACAGGCCGACCUAAGGGUACCUGCACAUAAAUAUCACAAUCCUAAGUACUCUUUAGUUUUUGGGAACCGUAUGGGCCUCACAGGUUCCCUACAAGACCUGUCUACCAUGAAUACCAUGAACGACUCUCUGACUGGUGGGCUGCACCAUGGGAACGGGCUGCAGAACAACAUCCUUCAUGCCAGCAGGAACAGCAGGGAGGUGUUGGAGCGAGUCCCACCACAGAGUCCUGCUUCACCUGCAGAGGAAGAAGAUGGAAAGGGGGGCUUGAAGAAGAACCAGGUAGCUGCAGUGAAGAAACAACGAAGCUCCUUCAGGCACUUCCUGAAAGGCAGAGGAGCCAAUCACACCACAGAGACUAUACAGGAGGACGUGGUCACUCCUCAGAGCCCCUUCCCCCCAACUAAGGUGCCAGAGACUAAUGGUGUCGCAGGAAAUGAGGUGGAGGACUCGUUUGAGAUCAUUGAUAAACCUGGUCCACUGAAAACCAAAACCAAGAAACCCUCAAAGGUCAUCCAGAGAAGUAUGUCUCUGCAGACCAUCAACACCGCAGACGAAGACGGAUCUAAAAGCCGCCGGCGGCAUCAAAAGAAGAACUGCAUCCAGUCAUGAGAUCAAAAGCAAGAGAACAGUGUGUCUUUGGAGUUAUAAAGAGGAGCCACAGGAUCUCCUGGUUAAACAUGCUGAGUCACAGUAUCACCUUACUGUAACCAGGUGACAUUACUUCAGUCAGCGUCUCCAGCCUGUUACACUUAAGGUGAAAGUCCUUACAGGGGACUGCUGAUGAGACGUUGUAGUUUAACUAAUCAUGUGAGGAAAACACUCCAUCAGAGAAUCUCAACAUUGAAGCCAAAAUGCUGAUGGAGGGAGAUUUCAUCGCCAUUAUUUUAGUUUCUCUGUUUUUUGUACUAAAUUAUUUCUGUUUUUUAUAUUGUAUGCUUAACCCCAUCACCAUGAGCAGCCCAGGCUGUGACCCAGGUCGUGUGGGUGGAUUACAUCACACCUGGUUGCUGUGGAGACACGCAAAGUGAUCAGUUGUGCUUGUUGUCCCUGAGUGCCGCCUUACAGAGGACCCUUGGCAACAGAAUAAGUGUUCGUCAGAGUGUGUUGUACAGGUUGUGAAUAAUGAACGCCGCGCUGAGUGGUGCGGUGUUGACACAGGCCUGCUUUGUUUCUACACCGCCAGGUGAGGACUUUGUAUGUUUGCACUUUGGGUUUAUUCAGAUGGGACUGGCAGAGAUUAAAAUGUGAAUCCUUGAGAACCACUCGAAAUGCAAAUAAUUCUAAUUCUGUAGCAGAAAUUGAAUAAAAGACAUGAAAACAGCAGAUAAAAAAGUGGUUUGUGUCAAUAAAUAUCAAGUAAAAUUCAAUGUAAAUAAACAUAUGUAAUCAUGCACAAACACCUUUUUCAGCAAGCCAGUUAUCUCACUGAAAAGCUCAGUGAGUUCAUGAAUUGUGUACAAUACAAAGCAGAAUUUAGCUAAAAGUUAAAGUUACAUUUACAAUUAGCUCCACUGAUCCUCCUGAAGAGAAAAGACUAUGUUAUGCGAGUAAGUAAAGACUGAAGACAAAGUCCAAUUCAUAUUUUAUUGCUUAUUAAAAGAAGUGUUAUUUUAUUUCAGAAAAUGUAUCCUAAUUUCUGACAAAUUCUUCUGGUCGAAUGAUUUAUUUGUUGAGCCUGGGACAGGAGAUGUGUAACACUGACCAAUUUGUUAAUUUCAGUGGCUAUAAGGUUGAAAGAAAUGAUCACGAAAGAGACUGAGCAUAUUUAGAAGUUACAAAUGUAAUAGUUUACAUUCAUUUAAAGCUGCAGUUGGUCACUUUUCUAAAGAUAACUUUUUGUCAUAUUUCCAAUAACUGUCUCUGUGUUCUGAAAGAAGUAGGUGAGACAGAUAAUCUGUGAAAAAAAUGUGUCCCUCCUCCCCUCCUGUGACCUCCAAUGGGAUGGGAUACGUGUAGGCAAUGGACAUGAUGACGCACACGAUCACCAGCACCCGUCAAUGUGGUAGCGUAUAAUAAAUGACAUGACAACAAAGAACAACCUUCAAGGGACAUUUUUUUUCUGGCAGCACAUUGGUAAAAGUGGAGCAGUGUGGAUAAAUGAAAAAUAAAAACAAUAAACAGUUUAUUUCAGGUGGUAACGUGUUAUAUACUUUGUUACUGCUAAAAGUAAUGUAUUACUGUAACACUGGUUGUCAAUCAUGUCAAUCAUGACUUGUGACCUGCGGUCAAACUGUCAAACUUGGCGGUGCUGAUCAAAUAUUAAAUGUGAAUCAAGAUUCUGUUCUAAUGUUUUCAGAGACAUAUGUUUAGUGUACUGUUUAGCUGUUAAAUGAGAGAGUUGGUUCUUCAGGUGGGCAGUACUUUUUAUAAAAGUUACCAACUGUAGCUUUAAGGGGAUUAUUUAAUCCUAAUCUUUCAUUUGGGGUCCGUGAGAACCUGUGAUCCUUUUAUCUGCUUUCAAUACACAUUUAUCAUUGUUUUAAUUGCUUUGAAACAUGUUCCAGAAGUCUAUUACAGAAAAUUAUGCAUUACGUGUUUCAUACAGUGUAUUUAUAUCUGCUUUGUACCUGUGAUUGGUGUUGACAGGACUUUUUAAAAGGCACUGCUCCUCCCCAAUCCCAAACAAGAUCAGGCUUUCUGUCACUGGAGUUUUUCUAAGUUAGUUCAUCAGACCUCUAACAGGAAGUUCGACCUCUCUGUGAUUUUAGUGAUACCAAACAGAUGUUAUGUCACUCUGCAGGCUAACAUAUUGUAUGUUUUUUUGUCAGUGAAUGACACUGAACAAAAGCAAUUAAUAAUUUGCUUAUGCAGUGUGUUGGUGUAAUAAUUUCAUGUCAUGUCUGUCAUCACUUUUAUCAAAUGUGCAAUUUCAGUUCAUGGCAACAGUAAAGAAUUUUUUACAGAUACGGUUUUACUCAAGAAAAAAUCAUUUAAAAGAAAAAAUAAAGUUGAUUUUGAAGUGAUGUUAGGAGGUAAAGCAGCU